CAUUUGCACUGUCGUGGUUUUUUGCUAACAAACGUCACAAGUGCUCGUUGCGUUCCGUCAUUCUCUUCAUAUUUCACUUGAAAUAUCGAAUUAGAUUGUUGCCGGCAUACAUUCGCCGUUGUCUCAGAAAUACCUUAAGAAAAUACGUAAUCCAUGAAUUGCAUUUUCGUCGUGUACACGCGCUUCUAACGUUUAAUUCGUACGCAAUCCGCGGUUACAGGCGAGUUGAAUCAUCGGCUCGUUCGCGUUGCGCGCAGUGUUUUGUCCCGCGAAACGUCCGGUUUCGCUGUGAAUUUCAGUGAAAAAUGACAAUUUCGCGAGUGUAAUUUGUUCUAAAUUGGAGUUGUGCAGUCUGUGUAUAUGAUUGUGUGAAAAUUCAGGUUCGUAUGCAAAAUGGAAGUGCAUAGUUCGGAAUCGAAAUCAAACGCAACGGCGGUGGCUGGGUCGACAACAACAGGAACCGGGGAGGCGACGAAGCAGAAGGAAAAUGAGAACGGCAAUGGAGCUACGACGGCCGUGGUGGCUGCAAAUUCCACCGUCGAUGAUUCAAAAGUUCGCACAGUUGGAGCCAAAGCUUCCUUUCAAGGUUCCAGUUUCGCAGAAUCGUCUCCAUCAGGAGCGGGUAUGUUGCUCCUGGAAGAGUCAACGAUGGAGACUAUGCCGCAAUAUUGUCACCAACUAUUCGCCUCAAUCGCUUCAAGUCAACCAUCGCAAAUCGAUUUAUUGAUGAUUCUAAUCUAUUCUGUGGCGUUGGAGUCUGGCUUUGCUUUGAGCAGAGUUGUAGCCGAAGCGGACCUCGAUUCCACAUAUUGGGGGUCGAUAUUCCAUGCCAAGAAUGUGGACAAACUGUCGAAACUUUCAACUGGUCUGAGCAGCAACACCGAGAACUUCUCACUUAGGCUAUCACUUUAUAAGUUUCCCGGAGCAGUGGACUCAAGGCUGGUUGGAAUACAGAGCGGUGAUUCAUUCAUUGUGACGAUAACGCCUGACAACGAUUCCCCUGGAUAUAGCCUGUGCCUGUCACUACCGAGAUAUGUCCUGUAUUCAGUGAAAUCACGAAAUAUUGCCGCCAGAUUCCAGAACUUGAAGGAGCUCGCUUUUAUUUUGAAGGAAUACAUAUUCUGCCCAGCGCGAAUAGAUCUACUCGAAUUGUGCGAAGUGGAUGCCUAUGUGGGGCUGGGUGGAAUCCCAGAAGAAAUAAUUUUUUUAAUCUUAAGCAAACUUAAAAUAAAAGAUAUUCAGAGUUUAUCGAAAACUUCACAGAAGAUGAGAUAUUUUUGUGAAAAUUAUCGUAGGAUAUUGUCAAUGAACUCUUCGAAUAGGAGAGAUUCGAGUACGAGUGGAGUUCCCAGUUCAGCUAGCAUUGGUUUCUUUCGGCGGAUUACUGAUGACUAUUAAGGGGUUUUGUAUUUAUUUUGGGAUUUGUGAACUGUGUUUUUUAUAUAAGAAUAAAUGAAUGCAUUUUGUAAA
This is a messenger RNA of Hermetia illucens (black soldier fly), 1470 nucleotides long. Its product is annotated as protein nutcracker. Lineage: Eukaryota; Metazoa; Arthropoda; Insecta; Diptera; Stratiomyidae. The coding region runs from base 394 to 1398 and encodes 334 amino acids. The transcript is spliced from 2 exons. The record is from RefSeq and is a predicted model, not a curated record. Gene Ontology annotation, molecular function: protein binding.